AUGAAGGGAGCUACUCCUUCUCCAAGCCCGGCUCCCGCGCUGAAAGCUUCACCCGGCCCGAAGUCAACACCUUCUCCUGCCGCAGGGAGCAAACGCAAAAGAGUGGCCGCCUCCAAAUAUUAUGCGGUAAAAGUGGGAUUCAAGCCGGGUAUCUACUACGGGUGGCCCGAAUGCUUAGCUCAAAUCACAGGCUACAAGGGAGCUAUUUUCCAAUCAUUUUUAAGCCAUGAAGACGCUACUGCUUUUUUAAACGGGACCAAACUUCCAUCCGGCCACGCUGCGGAUGGCACCGAGAGAUAUUAUGGGAUACAAAGAGGUCGCGUUCCCGGGGUGUACACCGACUGGUCAAAAGCACAGGAGCAAAUUCGAGGGUUUACACGCCCACGAUAUCGUAAAUUUUCAACACGCGAAGAGGCGGAGGAAUUUGUGAGAGAGGGACAAACACAACCCCCAGUCGGAUUUGAAGACGCAAAGAAACCCACAGGCCCCCAUGGCAUAAUGAGUGAAAGUCUCAAAGAUGAAGAAGGUGCUGAGUAUGCUCCCGGAGAGGGUCCUCUACCACAAGGCACAGAGGAUCAAUUCGAUCCAAAUGUGCUGCUCGACCCUGCCACAGGGAAGGUGGUCUAUAAAACAGCACCUCAAAAGGCCGCCACCAAAACACAGGUGGUGGGGAUACCAGGGAUGCUCCGGAUAUACACAGACGGGAGUUCCUUGCGAAACGGGACCCCAUUGGCAUCAGCUGGGGUUGGCGUUUAUUUUGGGCCUGGGGAUCCAAGGAAUGUAUCGGAACCAUUGAAGGGUAGCCGUCAAACCAAUCAGCGAGCAGAAUUGACAGCAAUCCUGCGAGCUAUUGAUAUUGCCCCUCGACAUCGAGAUGUUACCAUAUUCACUGACAGCAGAUACUCGAUUGACUGCGUCACCGUUUGGUUUAAAAAUUGGCGCCGUAACAAUUGGAUGACAAAAGACAAGAAGCCCGUGGAGAACCGAGACCUGGUUGAGUCCAUUUUGGUGAAAAUUGAGGAACGAGCAGAGCUCAAGGUUCAGACCAUAUUCCAAUGGAUCAAGGGACAUGCCCAGGAUCCUGGGAACGAGGCGGCCGAUCGAUUGGCUGUCAAUGGAGCUCACCAGGGUGUGAAGCAGAAGGCUGAGGCGUUGGAAGCUACCCAAGACGUACCCGAUGAGACGUUUGAAGAUGAUUUCUGA
Messenger RNA from Penicillium angulare, 1203 nucleotides. Its product is annotated as RNA-DNA hybrid ribonuclease. The record is from RefSeq and is a predicted model, not a curated record. Bases 1 to 1203 code for a protein of 400 amino acids. Gene Ontology annotation, molecular function: RNA-DNA hybrid ribonuclease activity; nucleic acid binding. Lineage: Eukaryota; Fungi; Ascomycota; Eurotiomycetes; Eurotiales; Aspergillaceae. Gene Ontology annotation, biological process: DNA replication, removal of RNA primer. The transcript is spliced from 3 exons.